AUGAACGUUCGGUCUACCUAUCUUAUAAACCAAGAUUCCGGAACCGCCCUACGCCAUCUUCCCUUCCUAUCCUCCGAGGCCACCAGUCCCGCCGCCACCGCCCACCUCAUCGUCCGACAAAACUUGUCCUAUGAUGCCAUACAAGACGAGGUUAGGACAGUCAUCCGCGGUCAUCUCCAAGGCGACAAGCUCAACCAGGCCGUCUUCGGAGGCUACGAGCGCAUAAGUAGCAACUCGAUCAAGUGCGUAUGGGACAAGGUGACCCGAGCUAUCGAGACCCCACCCAAGCACGCCGAAUUUAACGUGGAUUUGAGGAUAUGUGUCACGUACUAUUACGUGCAUAUGGUUGGGAGUAGACAGUAUCAUGGCUUGAGGGUUUACGUUGAGGAGGAGAGAAAGAGGGGCUGUUGUUGCUGCAUAUGCUUAGAGAAGAUCAAGACCGAUGAUGUGGCGUUGCUGAUGCAGUGUAAGCAUUUGUUUCACCCCAAGUGCAUCGUGCUUUGGAUGCGGAAGAGUCAAUCUUGUCCCCUUUGCCGCUACCAGAUGGCAUCCACACAAAGGAUUGAUUGGAAAAAGAAGUAA
Messenger RNA from Salvia hispanica, 582 nucleotides. RefSeq lists its product as uncharacterized. Gene Ontology annotation, cellular component: cytoplasm. Lineage: Eukaryota; Viridiplantae; Streptophyta; Magnoliopsida; Lamiales; Lamiaceae. Gene Ontology annotation, molecular function: ubiquitin protein ligase activity. Gene Ontology annotation, biological process: protein ubiquitination. The record is from RefSeq and is a predicted model, not a curated record.